AGCUCGCUCACAUAUCCGCGCCCCCCCCUCUCUCUCCCGUCAUCUAUUAGCGGCUAGUUUCACAUCAACAAUGACUGUCUGCGCGGAAUUCAAAGAAAAACACGACAGUGUCUCAAUAAAUAUACUGAAAAUCUAUUGCGUUUAAAGUGUGUUUACCUAUGCGGCGGAGCAGCACCUGACACACGCGCGCGCAGACAGCAGACACACACGCGCACACCGCCCGCGGCACAAGAAGAAGAAGAAGAGCUCAAACUAUACACAUAUCUGGAAGAAGAAGGAGUGAGCCCUGGGUGUGUCUGCGAUGGCCGGUGGAAGGAGAGGUGCGAACCGUACCACGUACUGCAGACCUCCACUGAGCAGCGAACCAGGCUCGGUCAGCAAUGGCAACCACUCCACCAGCUCCCCGGUCACUGGGGUGCGAUCACGUACAAGGAAUGGUUCAGGAACGUGCAUGUCCAGCCCCCCGCUGGCUACGCAGACGGUGGUCCCUCUGAAGCACUGCAAGAUCCCCGAGUUAUCGGUGGACCGUAACGUGCUGUUCGAGCUCCAUCUCUUCUUCUGCCACCUCAUUGCCCUCUUUGUCCAUUAUGUCAACAUCUACAAGACUGUGUGGUGGUACCCGCCGUCACACCCGCCCUCACACACAUCACUUAACUUCCACCUUAUUGAUUAUAACAUGCUGGUGUUCACAAUCAUCAUACUGGCACGCAGGUUAAUUGCGGCGAUUGUUAAAGAGGCGUCGCAGAGCGGGAAACUAUCAUUCCCCCACUCCAUCUUUUUAGUGAUGGCUCGGUUCGCUGUGCUAACGCUGACGGGAUGGAGCCUGUGCCGCUCCCUCAUUUACCUCUUCAGAACCUAUUCUGUCCUCAGCCUGCUCUUCCUAUGCUAUCCAUUUGGGAUGUAUAUUCCGUUCUUCCGGCUGAACUGUGACUUCCGGCGAGCUGGUCCGCUCUCCCCCAUCGCCUCCAUCGGCUCCAAGGAGGUGGGCAGCAUGGGCCGGGGCAGAGACUAUUUUACUGUGCUGAAGGAGACGUGGAAGCAGCACACCAGUCAGCUCUACGGCGUCCAGGCCAUGCCGACGCACGCAUGCUGCCUCUCCCCGGACCUCAUUCGCAAAGAGGUGGAGUACCUGAAGAUGGACUUCAACUGGAGGAUGAAGGAGGUGCUGGUCAGCUCGAUGCUCAGUGCUUACUAUGUGGCCUUUGUACCUGUCUGGUUUGUCAAGAGUACACAGUAUGUGGACAAGCGCUGGUCUUGUGAGCUGUUCAUCCUGGUCUCGGUCAGCACGUCAGUCAUCCUCAUGAGGCACUUGCUGCCACCUCGAUACUGUGACCUGCUUCACAAAGCUGCAGCUCACCUGGGCUGCUGGCAAAAAGUAGACCCCUCGCUCUGCUCCAACGUUCUUCAGCACAUAUGGACGGAGGAGUACAUGUGGCCACAGGGAGUCCUGGUGAAACAUAAUAAGAACGUCUACAAGGCCAUGGGUCAUUAUAAUGUCGCAGUUCCAUCAGAUGUUUCCCAUUAUCGUUUCUAUUUCUUCUUCAACAAGCCUUUACGAAUAUUGAACAUACUCAUCAUCCUGGAAGGUGCCAUGAUAUUCUACCAGCUCUACUCGUUGAUAUGUUCAGAAAAGUGGCAUCAGACGAUAUCACUGGCUCUGAUCCUCUUCAGCAAUUACUACGCCUUUUUCAAGCUUCUCAGAGACAGAAUAGUCUUAGGAAAGGCAUACUCGUACUCAAACAGCUCGUCAGACCAGAAAGUCAGUUAGACUUAAAUUAUUAUCGGUCGCAUUCACUUUGGAACAACACAAACAUGCCUAAGAGCUCUGUAUUUUUUCUACAAACUGCAUUUUGUGUCACGUUUUUGUUCUGAUCU
Messenger RNA from Larimichthys crocea (large yellow croaker), 1875 nucleotides. RefSeq names its product transmembrane protein 39B (gene tmem39b). The transcript has 9 exons. The record is from RefSeq and is a predicted model, not a curated record. Gene Ontology annotation, cellular component: membrane. NCBI's taxonomy places the organism in Eukaryota, Metazoa, Chordata, Actinopteri, Sciaenidae. The coding region runs from base 302 to 1768 and encodes 488 amino acids.